AUCACCACCACCACCGCACGGGCGGGCGGGCGGGCGAUCGAUUCGGCGAGCGCUUGCGCACACGGUCGCUUCGUGCGGCGUCGGAGACAACCCCGGCAGCCUCUCCCCCUCCCCCGCGCCGCCGCCGCGGCCAACCUCCUCCUCCAUCCGGCGCACGCCCGGCGACCGACCGGCCGGACGACCGAUCGUCGACCGCCGCCGCCGCAUCGAUUCCAAGCUCUUUCAUGGGUAGAUGGUCAGGAUCGCCAAUCGGUAGAGCCGGGGGAUGGAAUUUUCUGCCCUUCUGACUUCGGCAGGCAUAAACAUCGGCCUCUGUGCGCUCUUCCUGUCACUCUAUUCAGUCCUUAGGAAGCAGCCUCACAACUAUGGCGUCUACUUCGGGAGGCGGCUCGCCGAGGAGAAGUUCCGGCAGCAGGUCGACUACUUCUCGCUUGAGAGGCUCUUGCCUACCGCUGGAUGGAUAGUGAAAGCGUACUGGUGCACGGAAGAGGAGAUACGACGGGUUGCUGGCUUGGAUUCCGUGGUGUUCCUCCGCCUCUUCAUCUUCAGCAUACGUAUCUUCUCGAUAACUUCUCUUGUUUGCAUAUUUGGAGUGCUUCCUGUUAAUUACCAUGGGAAAGAAACGAAUCACGGACGUAUUCCAGCAGAGUCUCUCAAUGUAUUCACAAUUGCAAAUCUCAAAGAAGGAUCACGAAUGCUUUGGGUGCAUUGUGUUGCCUUAUAUGUUAUAACAAUAUCAGCUUGUAUUCUUCUAUACUAUGAGUAUAAGUAUAUAUCAAGGAAGAGAUUGGCGCAUAUUACUGGAUCACCACCUGGUCCGGGUCAUUUUUCUGUGAUUGUUCGAUCAAUACCAAAGUCAGAUAAUGAGCUACUUGAUGACACUAUCAGAAAUUUCUUUGUUAAUUAUCAUGGAUCCAGUUACUUGUCACAUCAGAUGAUCUACCGGAAAGGAAGUAUGCAGAAAUUUGUGGAUAAUGCAGAGAGGGUAUAUAGGAAAUUUGUAAGAGUUAAGAUGUCUUCAUUUGGACAGAGUAGAAGGUCUGACUUGUCCAGAUGUGGUCUUUGUGGAGUACGGGCUUCGUCGUUUCAGCAAUAUCGCAAUAAAUUCAUCAAUUCCAAGAAGCCAGACCUAAGUGAUCCAGAAGUAAUUGAAGCUCAGAAGGAUUGUCCAGGUGCUAUAGUAUUCUUCAAGACUCGCUAUGCGGCAAUUGUUGCUUCACGAAUUCUUCAAUCUUCAAAUCCUAUGCUAUGGGUGACAGAUUUUGCUCCUGAGCCAAGGGAUGUCUAUUGGUCAAACCUCUGGAUCCCCUAUAGACAGAUCUGGCUCCGGAAAAUAGCAACACUUGCAGCUAGUGUUGCCUUCAUGUUUGUUUUUAUUGUCCCCGUUGCAUUCGUCCAAAGCAUGAUGCAACUGGAUCAGAUUGAGCAGCUAUUUCCAAGCCUGAAAAACAUGUUGAAGAAGCCCUUUUUUGUCAAACUUGUAACGGGAUACCUCCCUAGCGUCGUUCUGCUGCUGUCCCUGUACACAGUUCCUCCAUUGAUGAUGUUCUUCUCUUCCAUAGAAGGAUCGAUUUCUCGCAGUGGCAGGAAAAAAAGUGCUUGCUGCAAAAUUUUGUUCUUUACCAUCUGGAACGUCUUCUUUGUCAAUGUCCUGUCAGGAUCCGUGCUAAAUCAGCUAAAUGUCUUCACUAGACCAAGGGAUAUGCCAUCUAUGCUUGCCGAACUUGUACCAAAGCAGGCAACUUUCUUCAUCACUUAUGUCCUCACAUCAGGAUGGGCAAGUCUAUGCUCCGAGAUAUUGCAAGUGUACAACUUAGUAUAUAACUUCUUCAGAAAAUGUAUAUUUUGCUACCGGGAUGAUCCAGAAUAUGGCUACUCUUUCCCUUACCAUACUGAAGUCCCGAAAGUCCUCCUGUUCAACCUGCUUGGCUUCACAUUUUCGAUAAUGGCACCUCUCAUACUGCCCUUCUUGCUAGUCUACUUUUGCCUCGGCUACCUAGUGUAUCGCAAUCAGAUCCUAAAUGUCUACUACCCAAAGUACGAAAUGGGAGGGAAACUGUGGCCAAUCAUGCACAGCACCUUGGUUUUCGCCCUGGUUUUGACACAGACCAUAGCUCUUGGAGUGUUCACCAUAAAGCACGCUACUAUAUCUUCAGGGUUCACCGUCCUACUAAUCAUCGGGACAGUCCUCUUCCAUCAGUAUUGCAGACACCGGUUUUCAAGCAUAUUCAACUCCUUUUCUGCCCAGGAUCUGAUAGAGAUGGACAGAGACGAUGAACAAUCCGGGAGGAUGGAGGAGAUCCACAAGCACCUUCUGGACGCCUACUCCCAAGGCACCACCAACAUGGACAACUCCAGUUCUUCCAGGAAUGGAGGGGCUCCAAUCGAAAUGAUCAUGGAAGACCCUGCGCAGGAUGCACAGGAUUCUAACCAAGAACUCUGUGACGCCGUGAAGGAAGUGACUGGGUCGAUUCAGGAACAUGCCGACGAGAUGUGACAACUCUGCUAGUAUAUAUUGUUCCGUGUCUUGUUUGAUUCCAUUUGUAAUCUACCAUUCGCUCUGAUGAUGUGUGUAGCUUCGUUAUAUGCUUAUACUUAGGCCAAGUAGCUGCUUGAUUAAUCCGGAGAAAGCUCCUUGAAUGGUUUAAGGGGGGGAACUAACUGUGCAGAUUACCCGAAGUCUCUCCCUGUCUCACUUUACCACCACGGAUGAUGUGCAUGACACAGAUUCGUAGCAUGGGCAUCGAGCUCGUGGAUCAACUUGCUUUACCUUGCAAAUUUGUGUACUUUGAAAAAUUGGAAUAUAUAACUGUAUAUCCAACUUUAUGUGCUGCCCCAA
Oryza sativa Japonica Group (Japanese rice) is the source of this 2839-nucleotide messenger RNA. Lineage: Eukaryota; Viridiplantae; Streptophyta; Magnoliopsida; Poales; Poaceae. The record is from RefSeq and is a predicted model, not a curated record.